UAUAUUUCAUUCAUGGCCGUACAGCGGGAGCUGACAGACAAAACUAUAGGAGAUUAGCAGCAGAAGCCUUUGAUCUUUUCUAUUGAAGAGAAAAUCCAUUCAUUCAUUCGUCGGCACAGAUUCACUACACAGUUAUUAUACGGAGAUAAAUAUAUACAUUAUAAUUUUACUACGUUUUGUGGCCGCUAAAUUUUUACAAGAUAGAAAUACGCAAAUGUUUUUACUAUAGAUUUAGACCAGGACAGGUAGAUCUAAUAAAAUAGUAAAACUUGGAUUUACAUGUAGUAAAUUAAACUGACAGCUUACAAUUAAUGGAAUGUAUGGUACAGAAAAUAUUGUUAUAAUGCCUGAAGAUGGUGAAAAUUGUAACUUUCAAAGUUAUAAUAUAUGUAACAGUUUUACAUCAAACUUGGUGUGCAGUUUUAAAGGAGAGACAAAAUGAAGAGGAAGAAAAAUACAGAUCGUGUGAAACAGACAACCAGGAUGGAGUUGUGCGGUCGUUUCUGUGGAAAGUGAAGCGUGAUCCACCCUCGUACUUCUUCGGAACAAUUCAUGUCCCAUACACAAGAGUUUGGGACCACAUUCCAGAAAAUGCCAAGGUUGCUUUCAGACAGUCGGAAAAUGUGUACUUUGAGCUGGACCUGACCAGCCCAUAUACAAUGACAUCUUUAGCUAAUUGUCAGCUAUUACCUCAUGGUGAAAAUCUUUCAAAUGUAUUACCGAAAGAUAUUUAUACGAGAUUAAAAGAGCAUUUAGAAUAUAUACGAGAAAAAAUGCCAAAAUGGAUAACUCCAGAUCAAAAGGGUAAAGGCUUAUAUGGUGAUUAUUUAUUUGAUAUAAUAGCCGGAAACUGGGAAAGGAAGAGACCAAUAUGGGUCAUGUUGCUUGUGAACUCAUUGACAGAAAGUGACAUCAAAUCACGAGAAAUUCCAGUCCUUGAUCUAUAUUUAGCGCAAGAGGCGGAAAGACUUGGGAAAAUUACGGGUGCCGUAGAAAAAGUCAAAGAACAAUGUGUUCCUUUAAAUGAUCUUAAUUAUUCACAGGUUUUGUAUGCCUUGAACCGGACGUUAGGGCAACACGAAUCAUACCGACUCUCAAAUAGUGCAAUACCUUAUACAACGGAUGAUCUGAUUCAUCACUAUAACUGUGGGGACCUGAAUGACAUUAUAUUUAACAAAGACUCUGCGCAGGUCCCGCCAAACAUACUGAACGAUUCUGUACCUCCGAGUGAGAUUAAAAUGGCAGAAGUUAUAAAUGAAUAUUUCCAGACAGAGCUGAUAAAUAAGCGAAAUGAGAGAAUGGCGGAUAGAGUAGCUGGACUUCUCAAUAAUAAUCCGCAAGAAAGUUUCUUCUUUGCCUUUGGUGCUGGACACUUUCUAGGCAACAAUACCGUGAUUGAUAGAUUACGAGGGAUGGGCUUUGAUAUUGAACACACACAUCCUGAUCAAGAAAUUCCAAAGGUAAACUAUGAAAAUGAUUGGUCACUCCAUGACUCGGCAUAUUUGAGUAAAUCGACUUCUUACCCACUAUCUGCAAGUCUGUAUUCCGAUGAUAUACAAUAUUUUGUAUCUAAUAGAUUGAAAUUCUAUAACAGAAAUAGAAACAAGCAUAGAAACAAACUACAUGAAGAGUUUGGAGAUUUGUGGGACCAAAUGGAUGAAGAAUCCAGAUUGUGGUUAGAGAAAACUAGGACAGCUAAAAGGAAGAAAUAUAACAGUGAUAAACCUUUUAAUGACCUCUGGAUUCGUAUGGAGACACCUAGUCCUGGUUUAAUACAGCAAGUGUUUGAGGAAUCAAAAAUGUACCAACAACAAGUUGAACCGACACCAGAACAAACCGGCUACCUCUAUAACGCAGCUUCAAGUCUGACCUAUCUGUCUUACAACUUUCUUAUUGUGGCAAUUUUAUUUACAUACCAUUUGAGAUGAGAUUUAGGAAAACAAGAGACCAUAUUAACAUACCGGAAGAAUUUGGUGUUGGUCUUUUUCCAUAAACAAUUUUCGAGAAUAUAGAUCAUUUCUGCAAUAUUAUCAUCUUUAAGUUGUAACUCAUAUAUAAAAUAUAACUUUUUACAAUUGUGUUUUCAGUAUAAAACAAGCUAAAAAAAUCUACAUCAACAUCUACAACAAAGAUAUUUUAAUGAAUUUAAAAAUUUAUUGUCCAACAGGUUUGAUGUAAAAAUUAUUCUCUUCUGCAAGUCUAUUGAUUGGUUUAAAACUUAAACAUAUCACUUCAGUUGAAAAACAAAAUAACUCAUUUAUUUUAACGUAAAAAUUUGUUUAUUGUUUAUUGCAAUAUUUAAUUAAUUUUACUCCAUGAUUGUUUGCUUUUAAUGUAAAAAUUUAAAGGCCAUUUGUUUUCCAGAAGUAUUAUAUUAAGUCAUAAAAAAAUUUGUUUAAUAUACUAAUUUUUAGUACUUUUCUUUACUUUUCAAUAAUUUUACACACAAGUUACACCACACAAGAUAUAGUGGUGUAAAAAGAACACCACACAAGACAUAGUGGUUUAAAAAGUACACCACACAAGAUAUAGUGGUUUAAAAAGUACACCACACAAGAUAUAGUGGUUUUGAAAGUACAUGUGUACUAAUUUUGGUAAAUCCUUGUACAGUAUUCACCAGCAAGGAUUCUUUUAAUUAAGCCAGUCUCUUAUUUCUGAUCACAAAGGAAAAUGGCAGAGAAAAAAAUGUGUUUUUAUCAUAUCUACCUCAAAGUUUUAUUUUUGUAUAUUUUGUAAAAAUAUGUUCUCAUAAUUUUGUUGAUAUUAUAUCAUAUUAGUAAGGGUUAUAACUUAUUAAUAUAGUAAUGGCAAAAAUCUCCUCAACAUCCUUGUUACUGUUACUGCUGAAUUUUAUCACUUGUACACCAGUACUGUGGUUGUUAGUUAUUCAAUGGCCAGUAACUCCAGUAAAGUUUUUAAAAUCUGUUUGCAUACCAAAGUAACAUAUUUGCAGAUAUGGCUAACACUAUUUUAAUUGCAUAUCUAAAGGUACCAAAUUUGCAUAUUUUAUUGACAGAAUUUGAAAACACAUGCUUAAGUCAAUUUAAAAUAACAUUAAUAUUUCUUUCUAAACUAGGAAAUGGUUUGAUUUGAUAUAAAAAUUUACAUGAAAAUUUUGUUUUGUGUUUGUUAAUUAUAAGAAACUUGUUGUUACAUUGUUAUGAAAGAUGUUACACAGUUAAGUAUGAUAUUUCUCCACUUAAACUUAUUACUAUAAUUGUGUGUAUAAUAGAGGAGUCAGCGUUAUAGAGGUUGGUUAGACAACACAAAUUGCUACCUUAGUGCAGUAACGGGUUAAAUCCUUCUAAAUUUAAUAGGAGUUAACCAGUUAUUGCACAAAAGUGACGAUUAAUCCUAGCUGACUCUAUGUGCUGUCACAUGCCCAUCAUUGUUUUUGCCUUUAGCUUUCUAAUAUUUUGUAAAAGAGUGAAAAAAGACAUUUUUUUACCAAUAAGAUAAAUAUUACAUUAUACUUAUCAGCAUUAUUUUGAUUAUUAUUGUGAAAGCUGUGAUUUGUUUUUAAUCAUGAUUUGCUGUAUUGUUGUGAACACAAUUUAAUACACAUUUGAUGAUAUAUAUUAAGUGUUCAUAUUUUAUAUUGUUCAAUAAUUUGUCUGCAAAUAUCGUUGCAAAUGUGCUGUUUUAUCAUUCAGUAAUCAUUAUAUUUCUUGAUCAUUUUUACUAGGUUUCAGUUAUUUUCUUCUUCUUACAUUUGGUCUAAAUUAACCAGUAGACAUAUAGACCAAAGUAUAAUAUUAUGUUAUUGAAUAACUCUGAUUAAAUAAGUUACACAAAAUUUACAGCACAUUACAUGCAUAUUGAUUUAAUGAUUAACAUUUAGUAAUAGUCUUUAGUUCCCUACAAAAACCUUUCUUGACAUACAUACUGUGGUUCUUUUACAAAGAACUUUAGAUACCGUAUUUCAUUAAAUUAUUGCUAUAUUUGAACAUAAAUCAUGAUUGUUGAUAAAUUACAAUAAAAAUACUGAAUAAUCAAAUUGA
This is a messenger RNA of Ruditapes philippinarum (Manila clam), 4001 nucleotides long. RefSeq names its product metalloprotease TIKI1-like. Gene Ontology annotation, molecular function: metalloendopeptidase activity. Gene Ontology annotation, biological process: negative regulation of Wnt signaling pathway. The record is from RefSeq and is a predicted model, not a curated record. Gene Ontology annotation, cellular component: membrane. NCBI's taxonomy places the organism in Eukaryota, Metazoa, Mollusca, Bivalvia, Venerida, Veneridae. Bases 354 to 1928 code for a protein of 524 amino acids. The transcript is spliced from 8 exons.